UUAGUACGUCAAAUAGUAGUCUCGUGAAACGCGUAGAGUGCCGAAACUCUUAUUUAGAACGUAAAAUAACCACACUUACACAUCAAAUAAACACAAAGUGAGAGUAAUCUUUUGUGUAGUUGCCGCUAAUAAACAUAUUUAUGAAUAACUAACCGCGUUGGUGAACAAACAAAAAGGCGGGGAAAAUCAGUGCCAGUGACGAAUUAUACAUCUAUUUAUAGCCAGACCUAUGGCGCGAUGUUUUCUUGCAUAGAACCGUGUUGCGUCUCGUAAAAAGAAUUCUUAUUGGUAUUUUACGACGGAUACAACAACGUUUGUACUCUAUUGUCUUAUUACUUUUUAAUUAUUGUCGUUUGAUUGUUGCAUAGAAAACCCAGCCGCCUAAACAAGUUUGACAGCUCACAGAUGCACACAUACAAAUGACUUUUUGCGCAUGUGUGCACAAAUCGAGCAGUGAUGUGAAAUUCUUGCGUUAUCGAUUAGUAAGAUAAUUUCAAGGGCGCACAUACAGUACCUUGAUGUACGUUUUGUUUUAUGAAAUUGAUAUGAGGAUGCUCGAGUAUCAUUCGAGUUAAAUCAUCACUGAUACUCUAUUACUUACUGAUUAAUAAUACAUAAUAAAAUGGAGUCCCCUCAGAUUAAUUUGAAAGAUAAUGACGAAGCGACACGCAGUACAUCAACUACAAGUUCUAAUCAGCUUUUUAUGGCCGAAAGCUUUGAUUUAACUGAUGACACAUUCCGCAUGAGUUUAGACUACAUUUCCGUUAUUGGAGAAAAUGUUACGAUAGGAGAAAGAGAUCCAUCUGUCGACAAUGUAACUAACAAUAUGGUUCUUGAACCACAAACUCCUUGCAAUACUCCUUUAGAGGAUGAAAAGACAAAAAUGACGUUAUUAACUGAUUAUAUUGAUAUAGUAGAAGACAGAGAUGUCGCUAAUGUAUCUAACAAAAUCGUUGAUGUAACACAAACGCCUUGCAAUACUCCUCUUGAAAGUGAUAUAACUCUUACGCCGCCAAAAAUGACAACCGCAAUAAAGUUGCCUAUUGACAUAGAAGAAAUAGAUCUUUCUAUUGAUGAUAAUGUAUCUAAUACAACGUUGAAUGAAACACAAACACCUUACAAUACUCCUGUAGAGGGUGAUAUAACUCUCACACCAACAAAAAAUACUGCAACAAAGUUAAUGCCUAUUAAUACUGAUACUGUAAAAGAAACAGAUCCUAUUGAUAACGUAAAUAAAAAAAUGGUUACCGAAACACCUUGUAAUACUCCAAUAGAUGGAGAUUUAGCCCUUACGCCAGCAAAAAUGACUACUCCAACAAAGUUAAUGUCACCUAUUGAUACACCAAAACGCACAGAUGAAACGCAAGGAAGUGGUUCUAAAGCGCACACUUUACUAAAGUUAUCAUUAACUAAAAAUAAGGACGACAUAUUUGUCAAACCAUCUCCAGUGGCAGAAGUAAUGUCUCCAGCGAAAAUGUUGCAAUUCGAGGUUGACGCUGCGAAAUGUCCAACCCCAACUAUGAAGAGAGCGGCAAUAGACUUCAACUUUUUCAACGAGAACAACUUUGAAGAGUAUUUCGUUGAUGUGCCACAAGUCAAAGAGAUAAUUGAAGAAAAGGAUGCAAAGGUUUUCAAAGAAACGCCGGUUAUUGUCAAGGCGAACACCGUUCGGCAUGAAAUUGGAUAUGUUAACCUAAACGGCGCUUCAAAAGUGGACAUAUCACAUUUCGACUUGCUCAAAGUCCUUGGCACUGGAGCUUACGGCAAAGUGUUCCUAGUUAGAAAAAGAUGCGGUGUCGACGAAGGAAAGUUAUACGCAAUGAAGGUGCUCAAAAAAGCGUCCAUAGUACAGAAAUUAAAGACUGCCGAACACACGCGGACGGAAAGACAAGUCCUGGAAGCGGUGCGGGCGUGUCCCUUCCUCGUCACACUGCACUACGCCUUCCAGACUGACGCCAAACUGCAUCUCAUACUUGAUUAUGUGGCGGGCGGAGAGCUGUUCACGCACCUGUACCAGCGCGAACACUUCCACGAAAAAGAAGUUCGGAUAUACAUCGCUGAGAUCAUACUGGCUUUGGAGCAGUUACACAAGCUCGGCAUCAUCUACCGUGACAUCAAGCUAGAAAAUAUCCUCCUGGAUGCGGAAGGCCACAUAGUCCUCACAGACUUUGGGCUCUCCAAGGAGUUCUGUGGCGGGGAGAGUCGGGCGUACAGCUUCUGUGGCACUAUCGAGUAUAUGGCACCAGAGGUGGUCCGGAGCGGCAGUCAGGGGCAUGAUAUUGCGGUUGACUGGUGGUCGGUCGGCGUGCUAACCUAUGAACUGUUGACGGGGGCAUCCCCUUUCACGGUCGAAGGAGAGAAGAACACCCAGCAGGAAAUCACCAAGCGCAUCGUGCGUUGCAGUUACCCCGUGCCGAACGAUGUCAGUCCCGAAGUGCAGGACUUUAUCAAAAAAUUGUUAGUCAAAGACCCGCGACGUCGUCUCGGCGGCGGUGAAGGAGAUGCGGAAGAACUGAAGAGGCAUCCAUUUUUCCAGGACCUGGACUGGGAGGCCGUGUCCCGGCGGGAAGUGGCGGCGCCGUUUGUCCCACAGCUGUCCCAUGCGGCGGACACCUGCAACUUCGCUGAUGAGUUCACGCGCAUGCCUCCUACGGAUUCUCCUGCGCAGGCGCCCAAGCAUUACGAUAAACUAUUCCUUGGUUAUUCGUAUGUGGCGCCCAGUAUACUGUUCUCGGAGAACAUAAUCUCCGACCAGAUUUGGAUGCAGGCGACCGGACAGAAACACGAUAAGUUAAAAGGAUGGGUUGCAAAGGAUUCACCGUUUUUCCAAAAGUACGCCGUGGAUCUAAGUACGCCUCUACUAGGCGACGGAUCUUACGCUGUAUGCCGGAAAUGCAUACAUCGACAGACGGGAAAAGAAUAUGCUGUUAAGAUAAUAUCAUCACAAAAGAAGGACGUCAAACAAGAAAUAGAAUUGUUAAAAGCGUGUCAAGGAUGCCCCUACAUCAUCACAUUGCAUGAAGUUUUCUACGAUUCGGCGUUCACAUACAUAGUAACGGAACUAGCAUCGGGCGGAGAGCUCUCCUCAAUAAUAGGGACUGCGGGAGAGAGAAUCGCGAGGAGACUUCUCGUUCAGCUCGCCUUGGCCGUGCGGCAUAUGCAUGCGAGGAACGUCGUGCAUAGAGACAUCAAACCUGAGAACAUCCUCCUGAGCAGUUGCCGACUGAACGAGGCUAAAGUGAAGGUGGUGGACUUUGGCUUUGCGCGACGGCUGCCCGACUGCGUCGACGACCGGCAACGGAUGAUGACGCCUUGCUUCAGUUUGCCCUACGCGGCACCAGAAGUGGUGUCAUGUAUUCGAGGCGGGUCCGCCGCGGCGGGCUACGGGUCUGGUUGCGACUUGUGGAGUCUUGGAGUUAUUUUUUACUGCCUACUGUGUGGAAAGGCGCCGUUCCAACCUGUCUCCAAAAAGGAGCCGGUCACAGCUUUUAUGGAUAGAAUCAGAUCCGGAAGCUUCUCUAUGGAGGGUCAAGUCUGGGAGGGUAUUUCCUGUGAUAGCAAGCGUCUAGUGUCCGGCCUUUUGGCGGUGGAGCCCUCUGAAAGGCUGACCGUUACGGAGCUCUUGCAAGAGUUGGGAGUCAACUGUUCCGAUGCUAACAACUUUAAACUACAGGACAUGACAAAAGCGGAUCUCUACAAACGCCGUAGCAAAAACAAGCAACGGAAAUCCAGCACCUCCGAACCAGGUACAUCCACACAAACAGACAUACCUAUGGACUCGGACGAAUCCAAGGAGGCCUCCCUAAUAGAAACAAUAACCAAUUUGAAGAAUAGAAUGCAUAAAAACUCCAUAGAGAACGACGUAGAACUAAUAAAGGCUAACACUUUAGACACUCCUGUAAUCGAAAGUACGGAACCCAAUUUCGAUGACAACGAAGAAAUACCAUCCGUCAAACCCGUAGAAAAGACUUACGCAAAAUCUAGAUCCAAAUUAGACGAAUAUAUCUAUAUAGAAAGCAGUCAAGGUUUAGAAGGAACUGAGGUAGCCUUCCCUAAAACUAGUAGAACUAAGAAAGAGCCCGAGUCACCCGUACCACGGAAACGUAGGAAAAUUGAUACAAGGUCAGCUAAGAAGAAAGUUAACGGCGAUGCUUCAGAAGUCAUUAAUACAAGACAGUUGCGUAGUAAAACCCCAGAGAAACGUGGUAGGGGACGGCCAAGGAAGGUCCCACAAAUAGACACGGAAAAACCUACUAGGACAACCAAAGAAUCUAUAGAGAAUGACAAAACUAUUGUCACUAGAUCAACUAGGAAGCGACGGUACGAAGAAGCGAUUGUCAACAAACCGGUUUUAAGGGAAAAGGGCCAGAAUGGUCGAAAAAGUAUCGCCGAUACGAAAGUCGAAACUAGAAAAGUGGUGAAGGCCAAACGAAAUUUACCACCAUUGAAAAUAGAAAAAGUAGAAAAGACAGAACAAGAAGAACCCCAAAAUGUUAGAAUGACACGUUCUAGACGUAGAAGACUAGAAAUCAGUCUUUCUCCCUCCGAAGUUAAAAGUCUCAUACCCGCUUUCUCAUUCGAAUCUGACCGUCGAGUCGAUUCCGUAGAAUCGAACCGAUCGAAGGCAUCUAAUACCAAAGGCAAACGCAAAACAACCGUUAAACCUAAAGCUAAACAAAAUAAAACGAAGAAACCCCCGGUACGCAACGUACGUACCCGCGCGACGCGUAGGUGAAACCGCGUACCGGUACGAUAAAUUACUAUAGGUAUAUAAUACGUCUUUAUUAAAUAAAGUCCCGUCUAACUAACGCCAUCUGUGAGGUUAAUGUAAGAUUUUACAUCUCGCCUUUAAUGGAAUUCGAGUGUAAACAAUAACGUCACAGUAAAAUGGAUCUAAAAAUCCUUGACUUAAAGUCAAAAAUUCAGUAUCACCGAUUUUAUAUUCGCAACAUUUUCGCUUGUAACGUCUAUAGAUUUACGAACGAAUUUGGGCUUUAAAACAAGGCUGUUUGAGUCUAUUUUUCUUUGACGCUAAAGUCUUUCGACGCUCGAAUUUUAUCUAACAUUUGGUGAGACGUAAAAUGUUAUACUAAGGCUUCAGUUAUCCUUUUUUAGACAUUUCGGUUAUAGUAUCCGUCAUGAAAGUUGAAAAAUGUCAAUGUUUAUACUAUACGGUCGAGUGAGUUUGACAUUGAACUUGUGCAGUGGGCGAUUUAUCUAUUUGUUGAUAGGAAAUGGGCAUUAAAGCACUGCUUAGGCACUAUACUCUUUUUCCGUGAAACCAACACUGUUAAGGUUACCCUUUUUUAAGUACUUCUUUUUACAAAAUUGUUCAUCUAAUAAUUAAGUAUUCUAUUAUUUAUCCUUAUAGAUCUUAAAUUAAGCCAGAUAUCGAUUCAUCUCUACAUUAUCUACGUAUAAAUUCAAACAACAUGGAAAAAUCUAUGCCAAUACUAAGCAAAAUAUAGUGCAUACAUUUUGAGAACUCACACGCCAUUAUUGCUGAUAUGCUUGCAUGUGACAGUCUGACAUGACAGUUGACACAUAGACCAAAAAUGGCGAUUCAAAAUGUAUACAGCAUAGCUUAUUUUUUUUAUUUUUUUCUUUCUCGUCUGGCUUUACAAAGAUUAGCCAAUGUCAGUUUGUAGUUAUUUGUAACACGUUCUAGCUUAUUUCAACUUUCACGAUGUGAACUAUAUCAUUUAUAUUUAUAGUCUGUAACGCCGGCAACUAUUAAAAAAAUAAUAUGGCGUCGCAGUCUAUGGCAACCUCGAUAAAUUCCAAAUAUGAAACGAGACAGAUAGUGAUUGAGUAAUAACUAAUAAUACAUAUAAAUAACUAAUAUUUAAAACAAAAUGGACGCUUGCUCAUGCAUAUUAUACAUAUAAAUAAAUAAAGAAAUUAUUUAUUUAAAAGAGUAAGUUAUAAUAUUUCUUCCUAGUUAGUUGCUGUAAUGUAGGUCGAAAUUAAUUAAUAAUUAUAUUUAACAUCGCGUCCUGAUUUCAGCUAGAUGUGAUGUGAUGCGAUUUAUAAAAAAGUAAAUAAAUUCAAAAUGGAGGACGACUGCCAUACUUAGAAGUAAAAUAAAUUUUUCUCUGCAUAUGAUUUGCGUCAUUUUGCAUUAAAUCAACUGCGAAUCGCAUCAAAUAACAUCUAAAAAUCGCAUCACAUCGCACGACAUUUUUGGACGAUUUACCUGUUUUUUAUUUUAUUUUAAUUUUAAUUCUUUUAUUUAAUGUUACUAUUAAUUAAUAAUUCACCUUUAGUUAUUAUUUCGCUCUAUUAUUACCAUUAGAGUUUUAUUUUUAAAAAUAAAAUACUUGUGUCGUUGGUUAUUGUGUAUUUUUUUUUUGAUAGUUAAAAUAAAUAAUUGACAUAAUUAAUUAAAAUAGGAUAAUUUUGAAUGUGUGGUUGUUGCACUUCAUCCCUUAGCAAAUAAUUUAAACAAACAAAUUUUAAUAGUAAGUUUUUUUAAUCAUACAUAAAACAGAAGUUUUUUAAACUUUUCUGAACGUUUGAGAUUGCUUUUUGAUUGAUAAAUUUUAAUUACCACGUAUUUUAUACAUCUGAAAGUGUUUUUGGUUUGUUCUUCAAUGACUCCGCAACGGAGCCGACAGAUCAUUGUGACAUUUAGCAUACAUAUAGUUAAACCCUUGAAAACUGACAUAGACUACUUUUUAUUCCAUAUACCCAAAGAGUUCCCACAGAACUUUUAAUACUAAAUCCAAGAGGUUGACGUUACAGGCAUGAGCUAGUAUAAUAUUUUAGUGGCGCAAGCACUAUGAUCUUAUGAAUGGGUGGUCUCUGGUUCAGAGCAGGUGGUAAUAGCUAAAAAUAUCACGCCGUUAUGAAAGAACACUUGAUACCAUUUCUAUGACCAUAUUGUUUUAAACUAGAUGAUACCUGCGACUUCGUCCGCGUGGAUUUAAGU
This is a messenger RNA of Maniola jurtina (meadow brown), 6931 nucleotides long. RefSeq names its product ribosomal protein S6 kinase alpha-5-like. Bases 623 to 4735 code for a protein of 1370 amino acids. The transcript has 18 exons. Gene Ontology annotation, molecular function: protein serine/threonine kinase activity; ATP binding. The record is from RefSeq and is a predicted model, not a curated record. NCBI's taxonomy places the organism in Eukaryota, Metazoa, Arthropoda, Insecta, Lepidoptera, Nymphalidae. Gene Ontology annotation, biological process: protein phosphorylation; regulation of DNA-templated transcription.